AACGCCGCCGCCAAAACCUUUCUCUUCGCCUCCCCGACGGCUCCUCUUCCUCUGCUCCUUCCCAUCGCCUCUCCUCCAACUCCGGCGCCUCCCUCCCACCUACGCCGCGCCUGAUAGCGCCUGACGCCAUAUCAAGAGAGAGGUGAAGAGGACUAGGCGAGAUGGGGAUGAGGGAGAAGAAGCGGAACCAGAGGCGAGUGCUCGCACGGCGCACUGCAGCUCCACGCCCUGGCGAGGGCAAGGACUUCCUGCCGCUGGAAGGAGAACCGGGGAAGAGGAUCCGGAAGGAGCAGCCCGAGGCGCCGGAGAACACCGCCACCGUCCUCUACAUCGGGCACAUCCCCCACGGCUUCUACGAGGACCAGAUACAAGGAUUCUUUCAGCAGUUUGGGACUGUUAAGAGGCUUAGGGUUGCCAGGAACCGCAAGACAGGAAAGUCCAAGCAUUAUGGAUUCAUUGAGUUUGAGAAACCUGAUGUGGCGAAGGUUGUGGCUGAUGAGAUAAACAACUACCUCUUGUUUGAGCACACUUUGCAACUUACACUUGUUCCGCCAGAGAGAGUUCAUCCAAAAUUAUGGAAAGGGGUGCGACGGGGAUUUAUACCAAUUGAUCGGGUAGCAAUCGAACGGAAAAGACAUAACAAGGAUAAAACUUUAGAGGAGCACAAAAAGAUGGUUGAAGUAAUUGUAAAGCGAGAUCAAAAGCGCCGCAAAAGAAUCAAGGCUGCUGGUAUUGGUUACGAGUGUCCAGCCCUUGUCGGGAGCAUUCAGCCUUCAGCUAAGAAGAUCAAGUUUGAUGAGGAUUAGUGUUUUACAAGAGAGGCAGACGGAUCCUUUGAAGUGGGGGUGACCGGGCGGUCGAGUUAGAUGACUGGCUUAUUUUAGCACCAAGGGGAUGGCAAUCGGCAACAAUGUACUUCGGUUUUGUUAUGUGCCUUUAAUCAGUGUUACCCAGAUGUUACAAGUAUGAAAGUGCAAUGAGAACAACACUUAUUUUCCAUGUA
This is a messenger RNA of Phragmites australis (common reed), 1003 nucleotides long. RefSeq lists its product as uncharacterized. The transcript is spliced from 9 exons. Bases 162 to 806 code for a protein of 214 amino acids. Gene Ontology annotation, molecular function: RNA binding. Lineage: Eukaryota; Viridiplantae; Streptophyta; Magnoliopsida; Poales; Poaceae. The record is from RefSeq and is a predicted model, not a curated record. Gene Ontology annotation, biological process: maturation of LSU-rRNA from tricistronic rRNA transcript (SSU-rRNA, 5.8S rRNA, LSU-rRNA). Gene Ontology annotation, cellular component: nucleolus.